AUGUCCAAGAAACAUAUCACAAGAGUUGCCAUUGUCGGAGCCACUGGCCGCAUCGGCGGAGCCUUUGCUCAGUCGCUUCUGCAAACAGGGCAGCAUACAGUCACAGCUCUCACCCGCGAAGACAGCCAGUCAAAACUCCCUAAUGGAGUCCGAGCCGUUCGAGUCAAGUACGACGAUGAGGACUCGCUUGUCAAUGCCUUGAAUGGCCAACAAUUCCUUGUCAUUACCCUGAGCGUCCGAGCCCCCGAGGAUCUUCACGCUAGGAUUACCGCAGCUGCCGGAAAGGCUGGUGUUCCUUACAUCAUGCCAAAUGCGUACGGAUUCCCUCUUAGCCCUGAGGGAGUGAAAGAUGGGGAUGCAUAUGGAAAGAGCGUUCUUGAACGAAUCAGUGAUGCUCAAAAUGGUGUCUCGUCCUCAGUGACAUUAUCAUGCGGGUUCUGGUACGAAUGGAGCCUGGCAAGCGGCGAGCAAUGGUUCGGCUUCACGAUCAAAGACCGAAAGGUCACGUUUUUCGACGAGGGUACUCGCAUCAUUAGUAUCAGCACUUGGGACCAAUGUGGUCGCGCUCUAGCUGCCCUCCUCAGCCUACCGGAGUCAGGAUCAACCCCUGCGCUUGUCGACUUCAAGAACAAGGAAGUCCGGAUCAAUAGCUUCCGCGUGUCGCAACGCGAUAUACUCGACAGUCUGCAUCGUGUCUUGGGCACUACAGACUCUGAUUGGGAGAUUACUCAUGAGAGUGUCGCUAAGCGUCUUGCAGACGGCGCCGACGAGUUGUCUAAGGGAAUUUUCACGGGGUUCGCUAAGAUGCUUUAUGGUGGUGUAUUUUCGCCAGCCAACAAGGAAGGUGAUUUUGCAGGGAUAAUGGAGUUGGCAAAUGAUACACUGAGGUUACCUAAGGAGGACUUGGAUGAAGCGACUCAGAGGGCGGUCGAUAUGGUGGCUGCAGGAUGGACUCCUUUCAGAAAGAUGUCCGAGAAGAUCAAAGAUGCAGUGCUUGCCGAGGUCAAGAGCAGUCAAGCAAUUGCCCAUGACGUGAUCACGUCUGGCGCCUACUUGUAUCCAUUCAAGGGAAUUGUCUACUUCGCAGCCCACAAAGACCUCUGGCGCCCUUUUAUCUCUCGCGCUGGCCGGACUAUCACACUGGGAGUAGGCGUCACGACCGUCAUGUUCUUCUUCACGUACGUGCCGCAGAUGGCCAUCAUGGCCUUCACCAGUGGCCCGCUCGCUGCUAUUUCCGCAGCGAUUCUCGUUCUCGGCGAAAGUUCCGCCAUAACAAGCGUCCUCUCCCGUUCAUUUCUCAUCGAAGAUGCCCUGAUCGACACGUUCGAUGGCACCCUAGUCGCGCGUGACCAGGAGCCACUUGUAGCACAAGGACGCCAGAUGAAGCCCCGUUCGGGAGGGAGAGAUGCGAUGGCUAGACUGGGUAAGAUUUUCACGCGGCCUCUCGCGCGGCUGAACCCCCGGGCGCUGCUGCGAUCAUUGCUCUACCUGCCCCUGAACCUCAUUCCUGUGGUCGGAACAGUGUUGUAUAUCUUCAUGCAGGGGAAAAGAGCAGGACCGAUACUUCAUGCCAGGUAUUUUCAGCUCAAGGGUUGGGAUUCUACAAUGCGAGAGGAAUGGGUGAAGAAAAACCAGGGCGCAUACACUGGACUUGGAAUUGCGGCCUUUGUUUUGGAAAUGGUACCAUUUGCCUCGAUCGCAUUUUCAUUCACGAAUACUGUUGGCGCAGCUCUCUGGGCUGCGGAUUUGGAGAAGGCAACUAAGUAG
Messenger RNA from Penicillium roqueforti, 1767 nucleotides. RefSeq lists its product as uncharacterized. Lineage: Eukaryota; Fungi; Ascomycota; Eurotiomycetes; Eurotiales; Aspergillaceae. The record is from RefSeq and is a predicted model, not a curated record. The coding region runs from base 1 to 1767 and encodes 588 amino acids. Gene Ontology annotation, cellular component: ascospore wall; lipid droplet; prospore membrane. The transcript has 5 exons.